CUGGUUGAGGCAGAGUGCUGAACCUGCAGCGAGCAAGAGUUGUGUGUGAUUCUCGUGCGGUGGCUCCUCGAGGUUGGCUGCGUGUAGCUAUUAAGACCACCAUUAAAGAACCAGAAAAACUCAUGUUAUCUAUAUUUUAAUACUUGAAGGACUAGGCGUUCAAGUUUCAUGACAUCAAACUAAAGGUUCUCUGGUUCUAACACUCAGGCAUGAAGCAGACCUCCGCUUAUCAGAUUCUACUGACCCUGUCUUUGUUCGUCAACGCUGGACUCAUCGUAGCUAUCAUCUUUACGGCACUUCGAAAAAGCGAUUAUAGUGACAUUAUUAACACUGAUGUUUGCACUACAGGGCAAUCUGAUAUUCGAAUUGUUGUUAGUGACAAUGACAGAGAAUGGGAGACUCUCUCAAGCAAUCCAUCUGCGAACAAGAAGGCAAGAAAACCGAAACAGUAUGAAAACGUUUUCAAAGACCUAACAAAAGAAGAGAUUUGGGCAGUGCUGGACUAUAUGUACAAAGUUCAUGACCUCGGUCUUGUGAAGCCUUAUGAGGCUAACGUGACAGACAAUUCUAUCCUUUUCGUAGAGCUCUAUGUUCCCAACAAGGCGGAGGUUCUAGCCUAUCUCUCGGGUAACAGCUCAAGGCCAUUACGACAGGCUAAGGUCGUCACCCUGGAGCCGCUAGCUUCACCGCCACGAGUUAUGGAAUAUGUGGUGACACCGCUGCCUAACCCUACGAUGCACUUUCCUAAUCCGAGGAGAGUCAAACAGGUUCCAUUCCGCGUCCGUCCACCGGGCAAUGCGGAAAUGGCUGCUCUGGUGACGCUGCUGAGGAGUUACAUGCGGCCCCAGAUGGAGGAGCUGCUGAAGGAGCUGUACGGGGCCAGCUUCGUCGACUGCGCCGACCGCUGCCUGACCAUCACCGCUACCCCUGUCUCCACUGCCUUCUCUCUUGAGAGGAGAAUCUGGGUCCAAGUGUUAUACCAGGUGGAAUUUUCUACUUUGUAUCCUGUGGGCCUUCAAUUCCUUGUCAACAGUCAGACGUCCAACACAGAGAAUUGGCGAAUAGAAAAGAUACAGUUCACUAAUCUCACGUUUGCAUCUUUUGACGAUCUGAUGGAGCAACACCAGAAAGGUCUGCUACCGAAAAUUUCAGUUCAUUAUCCACAGCCGAAAGGCGAGGCCAGCCACAUCGCAGGCAUGUUGUCACUGCGCGGUCAGUUUUUUCCCAGCGAACCACUCGCAAAACCCCGUCAGUACCAACCUAACGGAAACCGAUUUAGCAUCCGCGAACAAAGAGUGACCUACCAUCAGUGGCAGUUUUCCUGGAGGAUGUCUGUUGUCAGCGGCAUUCAGCUUUUCGACGUCACGUAUGCUAAUGAGCGCGUGGUGUAUGAGCUGAGUCUUCAGGAAGUUGUCGUGCUUUACUCGGGAGCCAAUCCGGUUGUGUCUUUCUCGCAAAUCAUGGACAGUUACUUGGGGCUGGGAGCGCAUGCGCACGGUCUCAUGCCUGACGUGGACUGUCCAGAAUAUGCGACCUUCCAAGACACUGUCCUGUUGACCGAGCUGUUCAAUGAACCACAUGUGUACCCCAGCGCCGUGUGUCUCUUCGAGCAUAAUACACAAACUCCUUUGCGACGCCACAAGUCCAACAGCUUUAGCAGCGGCUUCUUCUAUGGUGGCCUCGUCGACACGGUUCUUGUCCUCCGCACUUGCUACACGCUUUUCAACUACGACUACCUGGUAGACUUCGUCUUUCACAACAACGGCGUCCUGGAGACCAUCGUCCGUUCCUCGGGCUACAUCAUCGGGAGCCUGCGUUCAACCGCAGAGGCACCCUUUGGGUUCCGAGUGCAUGACGACCUGCUGGGUAAUCUGCACCAGCACCUCUUCAACUUUAAAGUCGACGUGGACGUUGUCGACGCAGGAAAUCGCUAUCAGACUCUUGACCUUCAGGUGGACAACAGAAGCUGGCCUUGGACACCGCCCGGUCAGCCAUUUUACCAGACGACCAUGCGCAAAAACCUGCGCAGGACAGAAAAGUCUGCUGCGCUAAGGCAUGAUGCCUCAUCUGGCCUAACUUACCACGUGCUGUACAACGAAAAGCUGAAGGAACGCACACAAAAUUGGAGAGGCUACAGGAUUCUCAACAAAUCUCCCAGUGUGCUAGUGAAUCCAGAGAACUUUGGACAAGACCAGAGCCUGAGGUGGGCUCGCUGGCAGCUCGCCGUUACGAGGCGGAAGGAGCAGGAGGAGUUUUCUUCGUCUAUGUACGCUCAGUUUGAUGCUGCUGACCCGGUGGUAGACUUCCAGAACUUCAUCGACGAUAACGAAGACAUUGUGGACCAAGAUCUGGUUGCUUGGGUGACGGUUGGAAUGCACCACAUCCCGCAUGCCGAAGACGUCCCCAACACAGCCACCCCUGGGAAAGAGCUGACCUUCGCUCUCAUACCUUUCAACUUUUUUGGCGAGGAUCCCUCAAUGGCGUCGCGUGACGCGGUGCGGGUGGAUGCCGAGACAGAGAACAACAGUCUCAAGAUGGAGCGCUACGGCAUGCCGCCAUUCACAACUGUCUACCACCUGCCUACAACUACACAGCUUUCCUGACGUCAGCAGACGCGCUCUUCCUCGGGUUCAACUCUACGUCAUCUCCAGGCGUUUGACGCUCUUCAUUGGGAACAACUAUACGUCGUUGUGACACAUUUAAUGCGUUUCUUGGGAUCAACGCUACGUCAUCGAGGUGCUUUAUGAUGCUGCUCUUCGGGGUCCCUUUAUGUCGUGACGAUGGUUUCUUGGGGUCAGCUCUAUGUCACUGUUUGCGUUCGUUAUCACCUCCUUUGAGGGCAAUGUUCUGGUUGGGACGAAACUACACCUUUAUCCAUACAUCUUUUGUCAUACUCAGAAGGGAGGUACAAAAGCAUAGUGAAACUAACUAGGCAAUUAAAGGAACAAACCAUUGAGAUAAAUGUUGGGAAAAUGACUAAGAAUGACUAGCAUAUAUGGCGGUAGGUUUAUAUUUGCUUUUAAAUGUACGUUGUAAGGCAUACUACACUUUUGGUAGACUGGGAGUGUCAUAUAACUAGUAUAGGGCUAUAAUGUUGGUGUCGCACUAUUGCUUAUCCGCAAGUCGAGAAGACAUGCAGACGGACGGACAAGUGCAGAGUAGAUGAGAUAGCUGAAUGGCGGUAUGGCGAUCUGAAAUCGUGCUUGAGAUGAGAUCGUGCUUCACACAGUGCGCAUGCUCAGGGGUCACAGAUAACGCAUGCGCGCGCGCGCACACACACACUGAAAGAAGAUAUGGGCAGUACCUUUCACGUUUAAGUAUGCAAAACUUGUCCAUUGUUUUUUUCUGGGAUGAGGGAUUGAAGGAAUAUUACUUUUAAUAUGCUUGUAGACUUAACAAAGAAAAUAGGAGUUGCAUUCCAUAGCUACAAAUACAAAUUAAAGCUUGUGCAGUGUAUGUUAACAUAAACUCGGAUUUUCAGACGUCAGAUGGCCCUCAAUUUUACAAGAGAUUUGUGUGAAGAGAUAAGUGGCGAGUGUGUGUUAGACAAGUAUAGUAUGCUUUUUGUAGUAGUUAAGGUAAUUAGUGGCUCACGAUAUCUAGACAAGGGAUAGAGACGUAAUGGGGCACCUAGAGAACGGCCAUAUUUGGAGAAGCAUAAUCUUGUAAGGUGAUUUGUAAAACUUUUGAUUAUUAAUAAUUUCUUCAUCAUACUAAGUUGCCUUGUGUUGGUUAUUGGGGAUGAGAGCUGUGGCUUAGAGUCAAGUAAAGUAUAAUUAGCAAUUUAGUGUAAGUGUGCGCGCACGGUAAAUGGCGGCGUGAAUUGGAAGAGGUGUCGAGAAUGUGAUUAGUCCGAGUCGCAACCUCUGACCAUUUUCGCGUUCUCAUUCCCCGGAGUUCACGACAUAAGUCGUCUAGUAGCUGUCGAAUUCUGUUAAGCAUGUUCUGGGAAUGUUGACAUAAGACACUUAGAUCUGAGAAAACCUGCCUACAUGGACAGCCUUUUCUCCCAAAGAUUUGUGUUGUAUUAGGGAAUAAACACAUUUCAUGAGAGAUAAAUAA
Pomacea canaliculata is the source of this 4062-nucleotide messenger RNA. RefSeq names its product putative amine oxidase [copper-containing]. Lineage: Eukaryota; Metazoa; Mollusca; Gastropoda; Architaenioglossa; Ampullariidae. The record is from RefSeq and is a predicted model, not a curated record. Gene Ontology annotation, cellular component: plasma membrane. Gene Ontology annotation, molecular function: primary methylamine oxidase activity; copper ion binding; quinone binding. Gene Ontology annotation, biological process: amine metabolic process.